This is a messenger RNA of Lolium rigidum, 1383 nucleotides long. RefSeq names its product acyl transferase 1-like. The transcript is spliced from 2 exons. Bases 1 to 1383 code for a protein of 460 amino acids. The record is from RefSeq and is a predicted model, not a curated record. NCBI's taxonomy places the organism in Eukaryota, Viridiplantae, Streptophyta, Magnoliopsida, Poales, Poaceae.
AUGGCGACCUUCACGGCACGCCGGAGCGAGCCCGAGGUGCUGUCACCGGCGCGGGCGACGCCGCGUGAGACCAAGACCCUGUCGGACCUCGACGACCAGCGCACGCUGCGCUACUACGAGACGGUGGUGGGGUUCUUCCGCAGCAACAGCAGCAGGCCCGAUAAUCCGGCUAGGGCCAUCAGAGCGGCUCUAAUGGAGGCUCUGGUGUACUACUACCCGAUCGCCGGCCGCCUCAGGGAGGACGGUGCAGGGAGGCUCGUCGUCGACUGCACGGCCGAAGGAGUGGUGUUCGUGGAGGCCUACGUGGACGCGCGCCUGGAGGAGUUCGGCGAGCCGCUGCUGCCACCGUACCCUUGUGUAGAGGAACUCUUGUGCGAUGUGGGCGACACGAGGGCCGUCCUCGGCAAGCCAUUGCUCUUCAUGCAGGUAACACGACUCAAAUGUGGAGGCUUUGUCCUGGGUUUUCACAUCUGCCAUAACCUUGCCGACGGUUUUGGCAUGGCACAGUUUAUCAAAGCUGUAGCUGACAUCGCACGCGGAGAAGCGGAGCCAACCAUUUUACCCGUGUGGGAUAGGGAUUUGCUCACAGCACGCAGCAUAGCCCCCAUCGCAAGAUCGUACCCAGUGUACGAAUCGCCAGUAAAUGACUUGGGGAGCACAGCUCGUGACAUGAUGUUGUCCACUCCACCGAGGAGCAUGGUCGCCAGGUACUUCCUCUUUGGGCCAAGAGAGGUAUCAACCUUGCGAGAUCGCAUACCAGCCGGGCAUCCCGCCCGCUCCGCCACCAUUUUCGAGCUAGUGACCGCGGUGAUGUGGCGGUGCCGCACGGUCGCUCUCGGGUACGAGGCCGGCCAGAGGGUGCGCCUCAUGGUCACCAUGAACGCCCGCGGGAGGUGGAACAACCACACCCCGAUCCCAUGGGGAUACUACGGCAACGCGCAUGUCUCCCCAAUCGCGGAGGCCACGGUGGGCGAGCUAUGCCGGCAGCCGCUCGCAGAGACAGUGGAGCUCGUGCGUGACACCAAGCGCCGCAUGACCAAGGAACGCAUGGAGUCGAUGGUGCAGACGGUAGCGUCGCUGCGGGAGUGGCCGCCUUCCGCCAUGGACAAGGUAUACGAGGUAUCGGAUGUAAGGUGGAUGGCAGUGAAUGUGCUGAAAUUCGGUUGGGCCGAGCUGGCUGGCGGCGGCAUACCGUUGGCCGGAGACCUCACUUCCAAGUUAGGGAGUGAUCACGUGUGGUGCAUGAAUGAGAAUGGCGAGGUCUCGACUGUGGUGUCAAUGCUGCUGCCGAGGCUAGCGAUGGAGAGGUUUAAAGAAGAGAUCGCGCUAUGGCUGAGCGGCAAAGAUGAAGAGAAGAAUUUAACUCUAAUGAGCUCCCUAUAG